Messenger RNA from Schistosoma haematobium, 16328 nucleotides. Its product is annotated as tRNA-dihydrouridine(16/17) synthase [NAD(P)(+)]-like protein. The record is from RefSeq and is a predicted model, not a curated record. The coding region runs from base 5082 to 5828 and encodes 248 amino acids. The transcript is spliced from 4 exons. Gene Ontology annotation, molecular function: tRNA dihydrouridine synthase activity; flavin adenine dinucleotide binding. NCBI's taxonomy places the organism in Eukaryota, Metazoa, Platyhelminthes, Trematoda, Strigeidida, Schistosomatidae. Gene Ontology annotation, biological process: tRNA processing.
UAGACACGCGCCCUUGCCCGGUUGAAACCAAAACAAAGUGAUCAAUAAGCUCAAACAAUUGGGUAUCAAAUCACCUCUAAUUGACUGACUCACUUCAUAUCCAAAAACCGACAUUUUAAGGUCAAGGUUAACUUCACUUUAUCUCGAGCUAUGGAAUGCUCUAGUGGGGUUCCCCAGAGUUCAGUACUAGGACCUCCUCUCUUCUUCAUUUAUAUAAACAAUCUUCCACAACAUGUAUCAUCCGAUUUUAUCAGAUAUUAUAUCCAAUAGCAAUGAGAAGUCUUUUUUUCUAAUUCUGACCGCUUUCAUGAUGUCAACGGUAAACAUACUUCAAAUGAUGAUCACGUUGAUGAAUCUAUUUUCACUCGCAACACAACUCUUAUCUUAACUAAUCUUACGACCAUUCAUGGAACUACCAAUUGCGACUUAUACUUCAACCUGCUUCACCCUGAUAAUUGUUCCUUAUUCUUUUGUCCAAUGCCCGCUCUCUGUCCAAUGAAAUUACCCAUUUUGAAACCCUCUUAUUCUUUGUAAAUCUAACCGUUGUAUUUAUUAUGGAAACGUGGUGCAAUUCGUCUAUAUCCGAUCACUCCUUGAAUGUAGACAACUUCGUUUUCUUUAGAACCGAUAGAUGUUAUGGAUUAGGAGGCGGUACAAUUAUCUAUGUCCGUUCAGACAUUCAGGCGUGCAAAUUGCAGGAUGAAUCUCUUGAUGCUAUAGACAACUCCACUUGGGUUAAUGUAAAUUGUGGAUCUCAAUAUUAUCUACUGUUGGGAUUCAUGCACAGACCACUUCAUGCUGAUACUAAGUUUGACAGAUUACUAACAAACAUCUUUUUCAUUGCUUCGCACCAACCACAUACCUUUAAAAUCAUCGGAGGCGAUUUUAAUCUGCCCAAAAUUACAUGUGGUUCGACUCAGGUACCAGGUAGGUAUAACAAGCCACCUAGGGGAGUUGGAAAAACCUGAUUCCUAACCAAUGGUGCAGAUGAACGCCAGAAUUCCGAGGGAAAAAAUGGUGUAUGAACCUAUUGUUUGUCACUGGCUACCAUGGGACUGCAUCUCCUAAUGUUGCUCCACUGCCUUGUGGGUUAGACCUUCAGGUCAAAGGGUCUGUGUGGGGCCUCAAAAGAUAACCACCUGCUUCGAUUCGGGCACCCGAGCAGUGUCACAGCCCUCACACGAAUCAGUGAUAACUACUACUGGUCUCAUUGUUAUUGUGUGGCGCAUAUGUAUUCGGUGCCUCCUUGUACCAAUGUUUAUGUGAUCAAAUAAUAAUAAUUAUGUCAGAUCAUGCCAGUUUCCUUAUUUUUGACUGUUUCCAUCAUAGACGACAGGCUUAGAGAAUAUAAAUAACAACUAUCGCAAUACUCUAUCUUAUGACUGUUCACCAAAAAGUUGACAAAUACAUCCAUAAAGGCCCAGCACCAAUUAAUUGCUACAAUCUACCUUUUGGGUAAAAAUUGUCUUGAAAAAAUGUUGGGGCGGGUGCAUUCAUCAACAUAAAAUGUAGCAUUCAAAUAAACACUUAUUAAAAAUGUUUAAGUGAGGUAAAAAAGGACUGCUAAGUCGACCAUUAAUAUAUUGACAAACUGAAAUAAGUGGCAGGUAUCUUAUACAUAACAUGAUAAUUGGCUUAACAAAGAAGACUCCAAAUCGAGUUUUUAAAACAUUAAACUACAAUACUGUCUACCUAAGAAACCAAACACCAUAUGAUUACCGUCAUAAGGGAUAGGAAUCUGUUUAAUAUUUGAAGUUCUAAAUCGAACGGAUACUCAGAAACCUAUUAUUUACUCACAGUUGUCUGAAUAUUUCAUCAUUUCUGUAAGUAACCAAAUUUUACACUUAAAUUAAAUUAAAGAGGCAAUCUUGUUCAGUCCUUAUGAUUUCUGUUAAAUUGAGUACAAUCACCGAGUAGUCAUCGUUCGCUAACAUUGUAUCAUUUUGCAUCGAUUGAUCAAUCUCUAUCCUUCAUUUUAGGAUGACGCAUGCUCACAACCACAACUGUGAAUGCAGUAAUUGUAUAUUAGCAUCACUAAAACAGGCAUGAGUAACGUAGAACUUGUUGUGACUAAUGCAACGCUGCGUCAGCGCAGAGAAAGCAAAAAGAAAACAGUACUAAGAGUAAUAAUUAUAAUGUAGAGAUAACAGAGAAUAUAGUGUUGACUAAUCGGGGAAAUUAUUGGAUUAAACGCAUCGGAUACACUUCACAGGUUCAAUUUUCGUCAUGUAGUAUUUACAGUAACGUGUGGUGAUAUCAGGGAUGAAGUUAUACUGACAGCUGGAUAGGAAUGUGGAAGACGUGACAUAUAUCUUAAGAGGAUGUAACCUUCCGCCGCGUGGCUAGGCGAGGUAGCCGCCGUCACAACACAUAUGAGUUCCAAACAUGUAACAGCUAAUGUCGAUUUCAGUAAACUGAAAUACCACUCAUGCUUGGCUAAAAGCAUACUGUUAACUACACAGUAAAGCACUCAACCUAAAAACCCUAUUUAAAAUAGGAUAGAUAGCAUAUCGGGUAAGUUCCAAGGAAAGUCUUAGUAAUAGGUGAUUUUCUCAUAUUUGAGGAACACGUCUCUUAUGAUUUCAUUUUGACAACCAACAAUUUCCUUUCAACACUAAGCUAAUUGACUUGAUGACCGCUGAUACAAAGUCACAGAUAAAUCACUGUGGGUCAUUGUUAGGUUAGAUAGGUAGAAGACUGCCACUUUAUUCCGCGUGACUUCUGAACUGUAGUUACUCGUUACCCUGACAGAGCCAAAAUAGUUUACGCACUGAAUUAAACGUCACACAAUGACCAUGAGAAAUGGCAGAUAGUAAGCUGUCAUCAGAUAGUAGCCAGCAAUUAUUUGAAUUGUUUCCCAGAAGCCUAUAGUCAACAAGACUAGCAGAGCGAAAGAUGGAUUGUUGAUAAGCUUUAGGAAAAUGUGACUGAGACGCCAGGUUAACUGACCUAUGAUCUGUAAAUUGAAGUAGUUAGGAUGGUUUCUCUGAAUAGUUUGAACUAAGAACUAAAAUAUAGAUAGACUUAAAACUCGAACGAAACCGCCAAGCCACGUUAGAUAUCAUAUUUUACGGUCGGGGCAUGAAACUAGAAUCCACACGAUUGAUAAAAAUCUUACAAAUCUACUUACUUCGUGCAAAGUAAUUUGAUUUGUGACUUUAGCUUCUCUAUCUCUCUGCGACAAGCAAGUCCCAAGCGGAAGAAGUUGUCUGUAAUUUGAUCUUUUUAGCAAUUAAAACCAAGCGUUCUUUUUCCAGACGACUGACGUGUGCAUUCAGUGCCUCAACUUCCGCUUCCAAUAAUGAAAAUUGGGAUUGGAGAGAACGUACAUGUUCGGGCUUUAAGAAAGAAAGACGGCAUCAACUUUAAGUUCUUAGCCUGUAACAAGAAAACUAUGUAACCAAAGCCAUAACAACAACCAUGACAAAUUCUGAAUAUUUUCCUUCAAAAAUCAUGGAGUCCCUGAUAUGCGAUGGUAUACAUGACUAUUUACUGUCCUUAAAUUUCUUACCCCAAAAGCAUGGUUUCAGGAAGGGUUACUCUUGUAUAACCAAACUGCUAACUGCGGUGGACAGAUGUGCAAGCAUCUUUGAUCGCAAGGAGGGUUGAUAUCAUUUACCUUGAUUUCUCAAAAGCUUUUGAUAGGGUUGACCAUAUAUGUCUUAUCCAUAAGCUCAAAUAAUUGGGUAUCAGACCACCUCUAAUUGAUUGGCUCACUUCAUAUCAGAAAAAUCAACAUUUUAAGGUCGAGGUUAACUUCACUUUAUCUCAGGCUAUGGAAUAUUCUAGUGAGGUCCCUCAGAGUUCAGUACUAGGACCUUCUCUCUUCUUCAUUUAUAUAAACAAUCUUCCAUAACAGGUAUCGUCGGACUUAUUACGUUUAGCUGAUGACGUGAUACUUUUGAAAGAGAUACGCAACCAAGACGAUAUACAGACAAUUCAGGAGGAUUUGACUCGAAUUCAAAGUUUGGCAGAUGACAACGGACUUACUUUUAACACUUUCAAAGUGUAAAGUAGUCCAUCUGCGACAAGUCGCAGACUAGUUACAACUUAAGAAACUCCUCUCUAGUAGUAUCCCGAGUCGAAGAAAAUUUAGGAGUCCUGGUACCCUGUGAUUUGAAGUCUUACGCUAGCCGUGACAAAAAUGCCUUUCGAGCAACCUUGCACUGGUAACGUUGAAGCGCAUUUUUGGCCAGUUUGACGGAAGAACUUUCCACAUAAUCUUCAACAGUUUUAUUCGUCCCCAUUUAGAGUACGGAAACAUAGUAUUUCUCUCCCCUCCAAAAGAAUAGGGACACUCUGGAGCCUAUCCAACGGCGAGCCACGAAAUUAGUUCGGGGACUCAUUCAAACCUUAUGAAGAGCGCCUCCAAUCACUUAACCUUUACCCAUUAGAGUAUAGGCGUCUUAAAGGUGACCUUCUGAUGGCUUACAGUACCCUUAGCACUCCUGGACAUCCCCUUAAACGCCUAAUUAAGCUUAGUCCCAAUACAAACCUAUAGGGUAACACCCGGAAAGUGGAGAUACAACACAGCAGAAUGGACUGUAGACACAACUUCUGCUCCUUAAGAGUUGUCAAAUGCUGGAAUUCGCUGCCGACCGAACUAUUCCAAGCGACUUUCCAGGAGUCCUUGAAGAGGAAACUUGACCUAUUCUUAAAGACUAAGGAUAUUAUCUUAUCAUGAGUUACCAACUUCUUUUUCUGAUCUAUUAUAGUUAAUAUACCUAGGUUCCUGCCUGGAGGUAUUGGUGAUCCCCUGCUACUAGACACGGAAGCCUGUUAAGCGAAAGUUUCUUCUAUUCCGUCCACAACUAUUUGAACCAUUUGAACACCACCAACCCCGAAUCCUUCAAAUACUAUAUGCCCGCUCAGAGCUAAGCCGCUCAAGGUCGUGGAGGCAUUCUUUACCUGGUCUUUUCGGUUGUGGCAUCAUCCUAUUUUAGGCAGUCAGGUUGUCUUAUUUUCGCUCGUGUCGUCUCUAUUUUGUGUCGAUCGUCUUCGUAAUUUUACCUCGGUGAACCUCCAGGACAAACACGCUUUACAGAGUCCAGAAGUUGUGUUGUCUCACUUGUUUAACUUCAAUGAGUCUACUCGAUAGUUGGAAUUCACCUAAAUACGUUUUAGCACCUAUGGUUGAUGGCAGUGAACUUGCCUGGAGGAUGCUCGGUCGUAAAUAUGGAGUUCAACUAACUUUCACACCCAUGAUUAACUCGACUGCAUUUCUCAUUAACAUGAAAUACCGCCGAAGUUGCUUGCAGUUCGCCUCAGAAGACCGACCACUUAUUGUUCAAGUGCGCAUGUCCGAAAAAAAUUAUUACUUUCGUUUCAAAUGUGCUAAAUUGGUGCAGCCCUUUUGCGAUGCAGUCGACCUGAAUCUCGGUUGCCCUCAAGGAAUUGCUAAAAGAGGGCAUUAUGGUGCGUUUUUACAAGAUGAGUGGAAUUCUCUCAAGGAGAUUGUUAGCCGCGCUUCGUUAGAGCUUAAUGUUCCCGUCACCUGCAAAAUCCGAAUCUUUAGUGACGUUGAGCGAACUGUUCAGUAUGCAAAACUUCUCGAAGCUGCCGGGGCUUCUAUGCUUACAGUUCACGGACGCACCAGAGAAAUGAAGGGUCAAAAAACUGGACUUGCUGACUGGAAUCAAAUUAGGGCAGUAAAAGAAGCAGUAAAAAUACCUGUUAUUGCCAACGGAAAUAUCCAGUAUUUGUCAGAUGUUCAUCAGUGUUUGGACUCAACAAAAGCCGACGCAGUUAUGAGUGCAGGUUUCUGUCUAUCCAAAAUGUUAUUUAUUUCGUUUUCUGAAAUGUAUUUCUUUAAAGCUAUAGUUCACUAGUUUCUGGUACAUCGUUAGGAUGAAAAUCGAUAAACUACUGAAAUGGAAUUCGCUGACACUAAAUUUUCUUUUACAUAUUACUUUCUAAAAAUGAAGAAUAUUUGAGCGAACAAUUGUUUUCAAUAACUUCAUCAUCAGGCUCUACAGUUAUAAGUUCAUAAUUAUAAUAUAUAUAAUAUAAUUAUAAUAUAUUACUUUCUUCUGGCUAGUGCUGGUUGUAAUCCCCGUUUAUCUCCUAUUUUCUUAGUGUGUUGAUGGAUCUCAGCUCUAAUUACUACUAUCUCGGAAUUAAAUUCCUAUGGAACGUACCACGUCCAAUUUUUUUCCGAUUUUAUUCGACUGAAAAUAAUGUAUUUUGAUGUACCGUGUUUCCCAUUUUAAUCAAUAUGAACAGCUCUGUAUUCAUUGUCUCAAACACCAAAGCAUAACUUAAGAGUGCGGAAAUUCGCGCUAUCGGCGUGCGUUGUAUCUCCGAUACAUGCAUACAAAAUUCGAGUGUGGUAAUCUAUUUGAACACAACUCAAUCAGGGCAAUUUACCGUGUGUCUGGAGACCACACUAGUACUUCCUGUAAUCUCGCUCGUGCAGGUACAGCACUAGGUUCAAAAACAGGGCAGGACAUCUCGGACCGGAUUCUGCUAGAUAGACGCUUGUGCGUUGUCCGACUAAACAAGAUAACGAAACUCGGGGAGAUAGGGACACGACAUUGUCUCUUAAUUGUGAUUUGAACGAAGCGAAAACUGAGUUUUAUGGGAUGCUUUCUGCUCUUCUACGACAAGAUAGACGUCCAGAGAAUAUAUAUUGAGUGCAAUGCUUGAUGUGUACCUUCACGUUUCGCCGUUCACUUACUUGGUUGACGCACUGUGAUAGUUGUUGUGGGAUUAGGCUUGAGAACGGGUAAGUGUGGCCAAUCAAAAACGUGUCACUAAUCCAUGAAGUCAACGACAUUUGAACUGAACUAUGCAGGUAGUUCAGCACAACCUGGUUGGGGUGCGCGGGAUUAUUAUAAAUACUGUUUAGAGGCUUUGGAUGAUAUGGCUCAGAUUCGUUCGCAAUGGUGCAGGUGCAUUCACAUCUUCCCUUCAUUUAGAUCCUAAGUUUCUAAAUUAUUUUUUCCUUCACCUGUAGUACUCUGAGAUUUUCCCUGAUAGUAUCAUUUUAGUGUGCUAAUGUGGUGUAGAAUAUAUAACUGGUGUACAUACAUGUCAGGUUCUACUUUGCGUAUGGCUGACUGACUGACUAAAUAUUCUAGACGUGUAGAAAGUUGUCUAAUUUAAUAUUCUAAUUACAAAUAAAAGACUAGAUCAGCUGUCCCUAUCAUUUAUCAAUAUAUUUUUUAUGUGCCUCACUUCUUUUAACUUUUCUUCCUUUUAGAGGGUCAUCUUCACAACCCGGCCUUAUUCCUAGGAAUUCAACCAUGUAUCUACGACAUGUGUUUUGAAUAUAUGGACUUUGUGGAAAAGUACCCAACAUCCAUGCAAAUCAUCAGAGGACAUAUCUUUAAACUAUGUCAUCACGCGUGAGUGCAAUUUGUUUCAUUCGUUACGAAGACCUAGAGUCAUAAUGUAACGCGAUAUGUGGCCAAAAUAUUUUUGGAUCUGGUCCUUAGACGCUUCAGUAAUUGCUUACUCAUUCUUAAUGGUGAUGAGCAUCAUAGUUACUAAGCUUAAAACUGAAGUGAUAUUCAGUUUAUAUCAUAUUGAGAUAGGUUUUUAUACAUAUUUUAUGAUCAACUUUGGCAUGAAUAACACACCUGGCCACGGUUUUUUAGACAUAAUAAUCAUAGUUUCUAGAAAGAUCUUAGGUGUGGCUCGAAAUGUCACAGUAGGAUUAAUCAUCUUUCUGCAAACCCCGAGCUGCCGGUUGUUUCAUACUUUUCGUUUGGCUCCUUUUCAACGAUGUUUCGUGUUCAAUUUCCAACUUCGCUUGGUGUUAUUUAUACUCUGCUCAUCAACUACUUACGUCUAUUACCCAUCAUGGUGGAGCCGAGGCUGCCAACUAGGACUCUUCAACUCUAUUCUGGGCUCUUCCUAGUUGUUUCUGGUUACUAGUCAUUCUUUUGAUCUCUGCCUUCGCUUCCCGAUGCAAUGUGUUCCUGGGCCUUUCUUUUUCCCUUUCGCUUUCAGGAUUCCAAGUUAGGGCUUGCUUCGUAAUACAUUUUGAUGGUUUCUUCGAUGUACUUCGUAUCCACCUCCAGAGUCUUUCCCUGAUUUCCUCUUCAGCUGGAAGUUGGUUUGUUCUUUACCGUAGUACGUUGUUACUGAUGGUAUCCGAUCAACGGACAUUGAGUAUCCUGCGUAGACAAUUGUUUAUAAAUAUCUGUACAUUUUCGAUGAUGAUUGUAUUAUUUUAUUAUCUCAUACUUGGUGAUAAACUUCAAAAACUUCUCACUUAUAAUUAAUUCAAUUUUCUCUUCUGAAUACGGUUUUAGUACAUGAUUAUUUAGUGUUCUAACCAAAACCCCUUUGUAGUUUAUUGGGCGGAAAUCAUUGAAAUCUAAGUAAAGCCCACCACAAAUGCCUUUCCGAUGAAUGGAUCCUUCUUGACCAUUUGAAUUGGGCUGAAUACCAAUAUCAAGAAAAUGAAAUUUACUAUAAUAUUCAUUUAUAAGCACAGUUAUUGUGUUAAAAAAUCAACAUAAUUUUGGUAUUCGCCCAUGGUUACUUACACUAAAUCCAACACUCAGUCAACAAAAGACAACCUUUGUGCAAGUUCUAUAAAUCACUAUCCAAUUUUAACUCGUUUUCGAAGUCAUGGAUGUUGAGAGGAGUGUAAGUUGGUUUUAAGUACUCAUUAACUAUUUCUUAUUGGCGAGUCGAAAGAACAAAAAUCGCUACAACAGGAAGAUCACCCCUGUUCAUAGUGUAGUCACGUCUUUGUACUAAAUACAACAGACUAAGCAGUGAAUUUUAGGAAAAUGACCAUUAUUUUUGCCAACUCUUAAAAACAAGUUGUAUUUUUAUCACUAAGGAUUACUUCUACUGGACGUGAUGCAGCCAAUUGCUAAUAUCUGUUGUAUAGGUUUUUAUUAUCUUACAUUAGUGUUCAGCCACAAAGUCCUUUCUCUUCAGUGAUUUGCAUCUAUGUAGAUGAACAAACGUUUAGUUUUUCUAGGAAUCUUAAACGUUGUCGUUACUUUCUUUGACAAAUAGAUUGGACGAACACUCUGAAUAUCGUUCACUAAUUGGGUCUUCUCAAUCAACUAAGGGAAUAAAAGAAAUAUUACAAAAAAUGGCAAAUCACUGUUCAGUAAGUAAAUCGUUUUUGGAAAUUAGUAGUAGUUUAUCCCAACUCACAUAUCCCUAAUGCAAUGGACUGUUAACCAUAUAUUAAAUAAGACCACAACCGAAGCAAACAAUUUCAAUAGUGCAUGGCGAACACAUAUCAAAAGUAAAAGCGAAGUUUAGGUAAUAAAAGAAUCCCAAGAACCUCACAGUCCAUGAUCACGAAAAUGUUUUGUUACUUUGUUACUACUUUAUCUACUUAUGCCUGAUACUGUCCUUGGAGCAUAGUCCGCUAACCACGAGUUUCCAACCCAUUACUUUUCAGCUUUUGCUAAACUAUUUAUUGUCUUGAUAUCCGCCUCUGAUUCCCGGAGCCAUAUAUCAUCUGGUCUGUCUCUUCUUUCAACUUGAGGAUUCCGAGUUAGGGCUUGAUUUUUGGUGCAGUUUGGUGGUUUACGUAAAGCGGAUUCUAUUCACCACCAACAUCUUUUCUCACUGGUCCCUCAACUAGAAUCUGGUCUGUUUUCUGCUAGCGUGGGUUAUUGCAGAUGAACUCUGACCAAUGAAUAUGGAGUAUCUUGCACAGAUAGCUGUUUGUAAGUACCUAGACUUUUUCGAUGAUGGUUUCGGCAUUUCUCCAAGUUUCAGCUCCCUACAAUAGAGCUGAUUUGACGUUAGUGUUGAAAAUCCUAACUUUAGUCUUGACUAACAGUGUUCUUGAGUUCCAGAUAAUCUUCAAUCAUAGGAAUGCUACACUUGCUCGGUCAGUUUGUGCCUUUACAUAUAUAUCAGAUUCUCCUUGUUUGUCAGUUAUGCUGCCCAGGUAUCUUAGGUUUCCCACUUCUUCGAAAGCCUCACCAUUAAACAAGACUUGAGUGGCACACGCCGUAUUGUGUUUCAGGAUUCGUUUCUUCCCUUAUAAACAUCGAGGCCUACUUCGGACGAAGCCUAUGCUACACUGGUAAUUUCAGUCUGGAUUUUUUGCUGUGUAUUUGGUAGCAAGAUCGAGUCAUCUAAAAAUUCCGAAUCAUCCAACUGCGUACUGUAUUCCGCGCUUUUCCUAAGAUGUAAAGGUCUUCAUAGUCCAGUCAACAGCUGGUAGAGAGGUGAAUGUGGACAGUCUCAUUUGACAUCAGUGCGCACUUGGAAUUCAUCCAUAAGCUGCCAUUUAUACAUGACUUUGUAAUUUUGAUCUGUCGUAAAAAAAAAUCAUGUGGUGGUGACCAUUUUUUUAGGUAUUCCAUUGGGCUAUCCUAUCUACACUAUCGAAUGCUUUCUCAUAAUCAAGAAAAUUGAUGCAAAGGAAUGACUUUCAUCCAAUGAAAGUCAGCUUGUGGAUCUCUGAAUUGAGCAUCUACUUAAUAAUAUUGGUAAUAAUAUACGUAUUGACGCACAACCUCACUAUAGGGUCUGAGUUUUGUUCAAUUUUAGGAUUUAUUGGAGGAUAUCAAAGGUUCAUAAUGACGAUAUAGAAAUGUGAUUUUGGGGUUUUGUAAUUGUUUAUACUGCUGUGAGAAAUCUAUGUAGCUCUUUGUACGCAUUUGUGCGGAAAAAUACUGCUAUCUACGAACAUUUUUUUGAAAACACUUGGGUAUACCAUCCAUGUCUCUUUGUACCAGUUCAUAUCACACGGUGAUAUGUCUCACACUCAGUGUUGUCCAUGCAUCAUGCUUCUCUGGAUGGUAUCAGCUCAACUUCUUGCUUGUGUGGAAUACUUUGUUCCCCAUAACCAGAAUACAAUAACAGCUCUCCUGAAGUUAGUCUUUUUUGCCCGGAUUAGGUCUGGUGGGUCUCACUGAUUACGAGCAUAACCAGGCUGUAUUUUAUCGGUUCUGCGACUAUUUAAGUGACCAUCCAGGUUUCUCACGUACACGUGUUUAUUGUGACCUUGGUUGUCAGAAAUGGCAUCGAACUUGUAUCUUUCGAAAAAUUUUGGCUUUCACCAUAAGGCAUUAUAACUAUUCUAUCCAACAACCUUUCGAUUCCAAGAGCAGAGUUUAGUUGAUUUUUUCUGUCUAGCAUUAUUUAGCGAGAUGAGGCUGAUAACCAUAUGCUCAACCCUCUCCCGAUACCCGGCCUAGGACCAACAGUAGCUAUCCAUAGGGGCCUCAGGCCUUUUCGCUUCAUUGAACGCUCUGAUUUACUGAUAAUGGUUGAUUUUUUUUAUUUCAAUGCCUAUACCUUACUUUCCAAUCCUUUGUAGCACUAAAACUGCGUUAAUCAGGAAUGGUCAACUAUGUUUUCAACUAUCUACAAAUUUCUUAAUCGGUCGUGUGAACGCAUCUAUACCGUCAUAAGUCCAAAAUUAUAUUGAUAUAAAUAAACUCAAGGUUCAGUUGUAGAAUGGUGGCUAAUUAGUUAAGUUCUAUGAAAAACGAUUUUAUGGAUUGCCGAAAGGAUCGUUGUUUGCUGAAAUAAAAAAAACAUUGCCAGUCGAUUGACAACCUACAAUGAUACUAUAUGGCUUAGUGGAGGCUUUUUAAGCAACUGUAUUAUUGUCACAAACCCUCGGACAAUGUGAAAUCGAAGGAAAGAUCACUAGCCAAAAGAAUUGUUUUUUCAUACAGUUAAAUGAUGUAAUCAUAUACAUAACAUGAACACAACUAACAUCUUAGUGAGAUAUCAUCGGUGAUUUGAGGAAAUUAGUUUGUAGUCCACUCACUCUCCAAACUAUCAAGACCUAACUAUUAGGACUGGUUCUUCUCUGCCAUACUAUCAACGGAUCUUACUGCCAGUUUAGAAGUCCUUGGUUUGAAUCUCGCUCCGUCUACUUCCGUUUAGGCAACCUGGUAGAUCGCCAGCCCCACCUCCACUUACAAUGUGGCUCAAAACCAAGUACAUGAAUCUGUACGUGCCAAAUUAUUAAUAACAGGAUAAAAAGAACGGAAGUAAAGUAUGUCAUUCGGAAAUAAAAGCCUCAGAGUUAUGUAAUAAAUCGCGUUCAUCUCUCGUAAUGAAAGUAUCUUACAAUGAGCUAUCUUAUUAGCUUCAUUUGGUUUCUUUUCACUGUGAAGUCGCUGAUCUAUAUGUCCGAGUUUACGCUAAAACAGUUCUUUGCUUUCAGGGGAACUUGUAUCUUGUUUUUGAUCGAAGUAAGUCGAAAACAUUUACAAAGUUGGUUGAUUACUUCUUUGUGUUCGACAUUGAUUUAUAGUCGGCGAGAAACGGAGAAGUGCAAGGAUAAACGAAUUCAAGUUGAACAUACGUACUCUUUUAGCAAUAAAAUGUCCACAUACUAUUUUCGGCUAGCUUUAUAUUCAUUUUGACAGCGACAUGUACACAUUAGUCCUUUCGAGCAUAAUUAAUUUCGUCUUAUUUUUCGGUUUUGUUCGGGUAGUCUUGUGUGCGAAACAGUUCAACUGAAUUACCUCAUCCUCACUGGUUAUGUCAACCUUAUGAGCGACCAAUUACAUUUUCGGAACAAGCGAAAGUUGAAAUCUCGAUGCAAGCAAUUAAUGGAUCGGAUUUUUACAGUGUUGACAGUGACGUAUCUGCUAAAAAAAUUAUGUUAAUGGAGCAAAGACGUAGUCGGAAAGCUUCAAAGAAAGAGGUUAAACUUGCUAAGAAAUUAGCAAUCGUUGAAGGAAAGCUCAUAUGUUUUAUUUGCAACAAGAAUCGGAAAGUAAGUCAUGUUAGUGAUAGACUUCUGCAUUUAGAAAUUAUUUGUGAGUUUAGUGAAAGUAUUGAGUUUUCUCAUGCUCUUUGAAAACAGUUGAUUUGGAUAAUUUUUUGGGAAGCUGAGAAAGGCUAUUCUAUAAAAAUCCGACCACACAUAUUUAAUUCUACUAUAAUAUAACUAUUUGCUUACAUUAAAAAAUAAUGGUUUUUUUCAAAAUGCCUGAUAAAAAUGGAUAACAGUUGUAUGUUAUUUGAUAUAUAAAGCUAAGUAGUAGUAAAAUUUUUAUUCUGAGACGUGUUCCUCAAAACCUCAAACGCACUGUUGCAUAACUGCUUUUGAUGAUGGAAUAUUGAUCUCGUGUGAUUAGAUGUUAACAGGCCUAUUGAAAUGCAUUCAUAUUGUGUAUUGAACUUUAAGGGGUAUGCUUAGGUGUGUUCGUCUCAUCAUGUUAAUGGUGUUGUAUAUUCACAAUUAUACUUUUUAUCCUUGUAUUUUGAAAUGUCUCCGAAGUCAAAUGAAUUUCUUUUUUAUUACGAUUUUAGAGUUUAAACUGUGCCAGAUCAGUUUGCCGCACAUGUUGUCAAAGUGAAUCAAGUUUGAAUUCAUUAACGAAUACUUUUUGUUCAUUCCAUCACCGUCAAAUAAAUAAUGCUAUAUUAGAUUAGUAAAUUUUUCUUUUCACAAAUGACAUUGUUUUGACACGUUAAUGAUGGUCAUAGCAAUUGUGUGUAUGUUCUCGAUAUUCCUGUUCCAUCCACUGAUGUGAAUGAAUGUCAGAAAUAUAAGUUUAAUGUUAUGGAUUAGUCGGGUAUCUCGACCCCUCAUGUUAUGUGUCUUUCCAAUUCUUGUCCAAUAUCAAACUUCCCUAUUUUUAUAGAAAUUAACACUGGCCCAUAUUUUUUUCUUUAAUUUUUCGCAACACAUUUCAAGUUUAGUCUUGACGUUACAAUAAUAUGCUCUCUAAUAAAAUUUAUGUAAUUAUUCACUCCUAUCGUAUAUUGUAUCUAUAACUUAAUGAUUAACACUCAUCAAAAUGGGUCGCUUAUCGAAAAAACGAGCCCGAAAAUGCUUUAAUAUUUUGAAUAAUAGCAACUCUGUUAUUACCCCGGCUUAGCGACUCCUUUUCCAACCGAGAACGUUAGGAUUGGACUUAAGUUACGUAUGCCGCUGGUUAACUCAGUAUCUAAUUUACUUACGAGUUCCACGUUAAGAUGCCAUAGCAUAGGUAAUAUAAAGAGUGAAUUAGACGGUAUAUAUGAGCAAUUACGCGAUAUGCGUCCUAAAGUGGAGCUACUUGCGGGUUCUCCUUUUUAAGCAAGAAAUAAAGACUAUCACCACUUCAGCUACUAUUGGCGAGGGGCGUGGUUCCUACUAAUCUUGGAAACACUGAUAAAACAGUAUUUGUUAUUGAUUCUAUUACUAGCCAAGUUACCAAGCUAAUUACUAGAAAUAACGUGACUUUCUACAACAUACGUGACAAAAUCCCGCUUAAAUUUAUUUUUUCGAUACUGAACACAUCCAACCCUCAGGAUAUUCCGUGCCUUAUUUUAUUUAGAUUCGACUCACAUUUAGCAGCUGAUCAACUGGUCAAUUUAGGCACCUACGAAGUUCAGGAAUGCUCGCAUAGUCUCAGAUAAAACCACCAGUCAAAGGCCUACUCAGAAGCUUACCUCAAACGAGAAUGAUAUAGAAAAUACGAUGAAUCCUGCAAACAUAUCAACAGGACAUACUUGUGAGACUGACAUUGUCUGUCAGUCAAUACUCUGAUUUAUCAAGGGAGGAUGCUAAAUUGUCACUGAAGCCUGUAGCAACCUCAGAUAACCAGUGUAUUAUACCUUAUGUAGAAAUAAAUCUUGAACAUUCUGAUCUGAUACCUCCCAAUACAACAGUAGAGCGCAUAUUCAGACGUCUAAUCCUAACGUGUGAGCUCUUCGAAACACUGUUAGAAUUUAAGUCUAAACCAUAUGGAAAGUAUGUACAGAAGUGUUUAGUUUCAAUACCAGUACCAAAAAUAUUACAAAGGCUCAACCAAAUACACUUCGAACACCAGGUUUUACCCUUCUGAUCAUGCUUCCGUUAACUAUGAAGUAUUCAGUCGUGCCAAGAGAAUCGGACUUCACACGGGAUUUAAAAAGCCGAAGUAUUGAUAAUUCUGGGCUUUUACUGUCUAGGGCUUUAUUUUCUAUAUUCAUAAAAUACUUGCGUUUAGAUGAAGCAUUUCUGUCGAUUAAGGUAAGUAUACUCUGAAGUGCAUACACGUCAUUAUGCUCAUAGUAGCGGUGUUUUAAUUUCCUCAGCUUUCUUAUAAAAGUAUUCUGGCCCCUAUUAACAUCAUAAGCCACAUGGCCAAUAAUUGGAGCAGUGCAGUCAAGGAAAAUAUCAGGUUGUGGUAUAGAUUACAAAGCGCAAUGUCAAUAUUAUUUGUGGUAAAAUAAGUUCCCCAUGGUAUACACUGAAUAACAAUCUCAGUCCGUAGCCAGGUUUUUUGAUCAUAAUGUCUCCUCUGGUACAUCACUGAAGCUUUAGGGUUCAAUAGUAUGGCGUUUAAAAAAUGGAUUAUACUCAAUAAAACUCUAUGAUCACUCAUAAAAAACUCAUGACUCAUAUGCACUGAGAUAGUCUAUGUUGAUUGUAAACAAUAAAACAAGUAUAUUAUUCCCCCUAGUCCGUUUUCGUACCUGUUGAACCCAUCCACAAAUUUCUAGUGUUUCAACUGGCUUGUUAUACCUACCUGGUACCUGAGUCGAACCACAUGUAAUUUUGGGCAGAUUAAAAUCACCUCCGAUGAUUUUAAAGGUAUGUGGUUGGUGCGAAGCAAUGAAAAAGAUGUUUGUUAGUAAUCUGUCAAACUUAGUAUCAGCAUGAAGUGGUCUGUGCAUGAAUCCCAACAGUAGAUAAUAUUGAGAUCCACAAUUUACAUUAACCCAAGUGGAGUUGUCUAUAGCAUCAAGAGAUUCAUCCUGCAAUUUGCACGCCUGAAUGUCUGAACGGACAUAGAUAAUUGUACCGCCUCCUAAUCCAUAACAUCUAUCGGUUCUAAAGAAAACGAAGUUGUCUACAUUCAAGGAGUGAUCGGAUAUAGACGAAUUGCACCACGUUUCCAUAAUAAAUACAACGGUUAGAUUUACAAAGAAUAAGAGGGUUUCAAAAUGGGUAAUUUCAUUGGACAGAGAGCGGGCAUUGGACAAAAGAAUAAGGAACAAUUAUCAGGGUGAAGCAGGUUGAAGUAUAAGUCGCAAUUGGUAGUUCCAUGAAUGGUCGUAAGAUUAGUUAAGAUAAGAGUUGUGUUGCGAGUGAAAAUAGAUUCAUCAACGUGAUCAUCAUUUGAAGUAUGUUUACCGUUGACAUCAUGAAAGCGGUCAGAAUUAGAAAAAAAGACUUCUCAUUGCUAUUGGAUAUAAUAUCUGAUAAAAUCGGAUGAUACAUGUUGUGGAAGAUUGUUUAUAUAAAUGAAGAAGAGAGGAGGUCCUAGUACUGAACUCUGGGGAACCCCACUAGAGCAUUCCAUAGCUCGAGAUAAAGUGAAGUUAACCUUGACCUUAAAAUGUCGGUUUUUGGAUAUGAAGUGAGUCAGUCAAUUAGAGGUGAUUUGAUACCCAAUUGUUUGAGCUUAUUGAUCACUUUGUUUUGGUUUCAACCGGGCAAGGGCGCGUGUCUA